This is a messenger RNA of Anopheles nili, 8661 nucleotides long. RefSeq names its product protein unc-79 homolog (gene unc79). NCBI's taxonomy places the organism in Eukaryota, Metazoa, Arthropoda, Insecta, Diptera, Culicidae. Gene Ontology annotation, molecular function: protein binding. The record is from RefSeq and is a predicted model, not a curated record. Bases 1 to 8256 code for a protein of 2751 amino acids. The transcript has 28 exons.
AUGACGGGCAGCUUUAGGAUUCAACUAAUCAAUAUGGGUACCAGAGGAGCAGCAUUUCAAGCGAAAUUGCGAUGCCUGCAUGAAUACCAUGUGCGCUUGCUAAGCAAUCAAGUUCCGGCACCUACCGGAUCGGACGUAGCUAACACCAUCAAAUACUUCUCGCAAACAUUAUUGACUGUUUUGAAGGAUGUUCCCUGUUCGCCGUUGGAAAUGAUCAAAGAUCCAUCUCUAGAUCAGAUACGAAUGUCAAGUUACCCCAAUUUAGAGUAUCAGAAUCUAUACAACGCAUUAACAAUGCUGUUGGAUGUGGCAUCUAACAUCCAGUCUGGGUUGUACCUUUUCGGGAAAGCGUUUCUUCAGUGUUUGGGAUGUAUACUACCGUUUUUGGAUCGUGAUCUCAUAGACAAUCUUCCUUAUCUUACUGCGUCAAGUAUAUCAGUUCUGCCACCAUCAUUGCACCAGGAUAUCAUAAACUAUCUCUGCUACUAUAUUCUUCCUUUUACCAUCACGCGACAAAGUGACGACGAUCAGGAAUGUCACGCGUGCCAGUCGGUAUCAGCCGUCAUUAUGCUGGUGUUUCAAUACUCCACUAACCCGGCCCACCAUUGCCAAUUACUCGAAUGUUUAAUGCGCUUGAAACACAACGUCGCCAAGGAUCUACUCUGCGUUAUCGGCUACGGGACAGCGAUGUCCCGUGCCUCCGCUGCCAAGCUGCUCUUCUACUACUGGCCUGCAUUCGAUCCGAACCUUUUCGAUCGUAAAGGAUUGUUGUGCAAGUUUACCAACGAUCUGGUGCCGUUCGUAUGCCAGCGAGAAUCGUGCCCUAAUGCAGGCAAUGCAGAAGCUGUCAAAGUCUGCUACGAUCACUGCAUUAGCAUUCUAUAUGCAUCUGACGCACCGCCACCGCUUUAUUUGUGCAUCGAGUGUGCUAACGAGAUCCAUCGCGAUCACCGGAAUCUAACCUUUGGCGAUAUUUUACACCCAAUGCAGCAAGUUUCUAUGGUGUGCGAGAACAAAAAUUGUCGUUCACAUGAAAAAUCGGCAGUAUCCAUUUGUUUUUCAAACGAAUGUGCCAGUUACAAUGGCAACCAUCCGAUUCGUUACUGUCUACAGUGCCAUGGGAAUCGUCACAACAGCCGUCGAGGUAUUGAUCACAUCGUUCAUCGAAGUUUGCCCCCGAUGAUGAUGAUGGAUGCCGAAAUGCAAACGUAUCUAGUAGAAUCAGUGAUCAGCCUCCUGCGCGAGGCAAAGCCACUAAACGCUGAUUUUCGUAAGGAUUCGGCAAGCUUAGAGGCUAAGGCUAAUGCAUCAACAAGCAACGGAGGAGAGCUGGCCGUGGACAUAUUGACGCUUGAAGAACGGCAACUGCUAGGUCGCUACGGCAUAUGGUUGCUGGUUGGCCGUUGCUCUCCAACAGUUGACACACCAGUAGAAAUUCUCGGCCGCUUACUUUCGAUGCUUUUUCACUGGUUCCACGUGACCGCCUACUCAUACGAUGGACAGACGGAAAGUACACUGGAGAAACUGAAGCAAGAUCAUAUUUGCAGCUGGUUAAAGGAAGUUCGAAUUAGUCACUAUAAAGAGUUCAUCGAUUGUCUUCUACCGCAUCCUCCCGAGUAUUCUCGCGUGGGAGGCCAUUGGGACUCGUUAGCGUCGCGUACGUCCCAUCUGAAGGAGGGCUUGCAACGCCUAAUAUGUCUGAUACCGUACGAGAUUAUUACGCAGGAAAUCUGGGACACGGUAAUGCCCCACUGGAUGGAAGCAAUUACGAACGAUGUACCAGAGAAGGAGUUAAGCGAGCUAAAGAUCGUACUGAACAAAAUUUUGGACGCAGAAAUGUCCCCACUGGGCUUCGACGCUAGAGCCAUGUAUAACUUCGUUGCAAUUCGCUUCGAAAAGACAACGGCAAAAGUACAACAGCAGGCAUUGUAUUGGUUGCAGAAUUUGACAAAAUUGGAAAUUGUCAUACCGUUAUCACAACUAUUUGCUAUGUUCGGAGAUGGCGUGCGGAUCAUGAAACACGGAGUUCAAGCCGAAAUCAACAAAAUAAAGGACCUUACUCGCGGUAGUUCCGGUGGCGGGAGCGGAAUAAAAUAUUCGAAAGAGAGAGACUUGCAACCCCCCAGACGGAGCUCUAUUUCUCCAGUGGUGGAAGACGAAUCGGGCAAUACAUCUGCCAUUUCAGACGAUGAGGUGCCUAUGAGCAAGUGUAUGGAAUUUUCGACCGAUGCCGAACAUAACCUAACUUGUUGUGUAUUAAUGUUGGAUAUAUUACUACGACAGAUGGAACUGCAGGAAAUAGAGACGCAUUCAGGCACCUACACCACUGUCGCAGAAAAUGUGUGCCGACUGUUGAAAUGUAUGGUAACUGCCGCUAAUGUCGGAAUGGGAAAUCAUAGCUGCAGGCUGAUGGAUUGUGCAUAUUGCGAAACGUCCGUUAUGUGGCAUCAGCUAUCGACUAAAUUGGUUCAAUAUCUUGCCCCAAUUCAUCCCGUCAAUCCACCCGAUCCCCCGUUGCAAACGGUCAUUGACGACGAAAAGUCUCGCAAAAGUCCACCUGAGCUGGAAAAGGAAGUAAAAUCAAACGAACGCGACAUGUCACUCUCGAUGGCACCAAUGCACAUACCGCUUGGACCAUUAGUCAUGCCUUCUAUUCUUGAUGAUGCCGGAAAAGUCAUUAUUAUGGCAGGUCCAGUUCCGGUAGCAGUUCCACAGCCGGAACCUCACUCGGUUGGUGGUGUAUUAGUACAUAUGCCGCAUGUUUGUUCUAUCAUGACCGCUACAGUAGAAACAGUAUCUGAGCAAUUAGACCUGGCAGCAAUAAUGCCUUCGGAAAAAGUAGUACCAGCCGUAGCCAGAUCGGUCACUCUAUCGGAAGCCGAUGUAGCAACUGCAACAGUGCAGAUUGCCAAGCCAACCGUUAUUGGUGAGAGUAGCUCCGAAGGAGGCGGUCUGGAUUCGGAAAACCUCGACGGUUCUCAUCCGUUUGAUGGAGACGAAGAGUUUUGGCAUACAUCGGUGGGAAAAUUCAAGUUCACGAUCGAUACGCUUCCCCAGUCGCUUCAGUUUAUCUAUCAGCUACUAAAGGAAAUUCCAAACAUCGACAAGGCGGACAUACUAUACUAUGUGCUGCAAUGCUUAAACGUAAUGGUACUCCACGGGGAUGCAUUCGUGAAGGCGGCCCGAGAUAAUCGUGGGUUCUUCAUUUGGUGCCAGGAAAACAUGCUUAUCAAAAACUUAUGGGAACUAUGCACCGCCGCACAGUCUCACAUAUGUCAAGUGACGGUGCCAACUUUGCUACACUGCAUCACGCUUCCAAUGGGGUCAGAUGUGUUCUGGAAAGUAGUACAAGAAGCCUUCCAUGAUGCGGACUGGAGAGUUCGAUUCGAAGCAGUGGAAAGAGUAACUGUCAUAACCCGUUUCAUGGACAGUACCCCGCUGAGAGCGGAGGUCAGCCUGCAAACGUCAUUAGCUACCGCCUUCUGCCAUCUAAUAGCGGCAUGCGAUGAUCUCAAUGUGCACGUGGCGCAGCGUGCUACUUUGUACCUCGGAACAAUCCACGAUUACGCGAUUCAAGCGCUGCUGUAUUGCCUCGAGAGCCAGUUUGAUAAAUUCAUCAUCGAUCGGCCUGUCGUGUUGCAGUCAAUAUACCAACUACACAACUCGCUGUCCGAUCGCAAAGUGCUCUCAUGGGAUUUCUUCCUCAAUCGCUUUGACACGUUGUUCGUGGAGGCGCAGGUCAAUCUGGAGCGUGCCGGAGAUAUUUCCUACUUACGCGACUUGCGGAACAGUGAGAACGGUAGUGAGAUUCUUUCCACGAAGAUAAACAAAGCGCGCGAAGCCUUAAGUCAGUCGGAUACCACCGGAAGCAUGUCGAAAACGUUAAGCGCAUCCUUCGGCACCAAGUGGCCGUACAAGCGUACGAUGUCCGCCCCCGCAACAAUCAUACCGCGUCAGGAAUCAAAAAUGGAAAAAGAAAAAGUCUACAGCCGCCAAGUGUCCGCGCCAAUAUUGAAGCGUAAAAGCUCUCGGUUUGGGUUAGAUGGACACGUUCAUUCGAUCAGCGGACCAAAUGAUGAUUUUCACAUGGGUAGUCUGUACCGGGUGAUCGAUCUCGAAGAAGCGGACAAGGAAACGAUCCACCUGCUUGUUUUUCUACUGAUGCAGUUCAUGUCUCGGCCCGACUUGGCUUAUCCGACGGAUGAGAAACCACUGUUCAAAAUUCAGUCCAUCGUGCUGCGGCACCUGUAUCUGCUGUUAGGGUACAAUCAGGGGGAAAAGUUCUUCCACGUGACGCCGGCCCGCCUGCGCUGCUCAUCCGUAUUCAACGCGUUUAUGGCCAAUCUUCCGCAGGUGCUUGAUCAAAACCAUCAAAUGGGCUGGCUGCUACUGCCGACCGUCAUUCAGCUGCUACUGUUCGCACCGAACCAAGCAAACGGUGGCUUCUUCCAAUCGGGGACAAGCGGUGGGGCCGAUCAAAAUCACCACAGCAAUGUGGUAACGUACAACUUUUCCAUCUGGUACCUGGAGCCCCACGUACGUCGAAACUGGUUGAUGUCGCUGCUGGUUAUUUUAUACAAGUACCAGUACAAUCAAGCUGCGAUGGCAGAUCAGGUGCAGAAUUUGAUACGGCUUGUCAUUAACUCACUAGACGCACAGUUUCACAAGUGUCGCCGUAUACCAACCACCAUUAUUAUGGAUUAUUCGACAACUCGUUUAAGAAACCAAAGUCAACCGUCUCUUGGUGCUACCUCAGAGCUAGCGGAUGACAAACGCACGAUCAUCGAUGCCAGUCCACCCUACAGCCCCCUUCAGGUGGCCUCGCUCUCGCAGUACGUUUGUGAAGAGGCUUCGAAGGGGCGUACUCCCAGAGGAAAGGUUACCAGCAAGAAUCGCAAACUUCUUGACGGCGAUGGAGACGAUACCGAAUCAGAACUUGUCGUCAUCCCAGAAAGCGAUGUUAGCGACAGCACAAUCCAGGAGAGUAGCGUGCAGGGAUCGCUCGAAGACACAGCAAGCAAUGAUGACGAUUCGAAUGCAUUAAAACCAGACGCGGGGUGCAAAGUCAAGGAAGGAUUAGCUAGUCUUAGUCGAACGAACUUAACCAUACUAUGUGGCGCCCCUAAAUUGACAAUGGGUGUACAUCAGCAGCAUCAGCAGGGAAAAUCUAAAAAAUCAUCGCGAUCCACCAGCGAGCCUACGGACUCUGUUGGCAGCAUUAUUGAUAAAAGCAAGUGCGAUCCGGAAAAGGUCCUCACUAGCGAUAAGACCGAAAAGCCAGAAAAAACUGGUAGUAACAUUUUCCGAAUACCGGCAGCAUUUCAAAUGGGAUCACAAAAAUGUUCGGUACAAGAAGGCGUUCGUAUGAUGGUUACGUCAUCGAUGCUUGGUCAGCCGAAAGCACAAGCAGUGCUGAAUCCGUUUGCCAAUGUUCAGAAAGCCAUCGUCGUUACGCAAAACACCAGCAGCGGCUGUAGUGUUUCUAAUGAACCCAAAGAAGCAGCACCAAAAGGUAACCAACUAUGCGAUGGUCGAGAGCCGACAGUAUUCAAGAAACAAGCAACUAUAACUGAUUGCAAAAGUUUCACUGAACCACCGAACGACGAUUCUGCAUGUGGUUCGCAAAGAUCAAAACCAUACUGCGAUCCCUCCAGAGUCCAUGAUCCCACGAAUGUUUCAGUCGCUGCAGAUCCUUAUGAGCGAAAAGAUAAGUUGUUUGAACAGCAAGUCGAAUCAUUGAAAACAUCUAGCCAUUGCAAGGCUAACAUACCAGCUAUGGUAACCAAAUCCUAUAUUCAGCAAUUACCAAUACCAACGCCAGAGCGUCUAUUGCCAAUCGGCCAGUUUGGUUCGGAAGGAGUUAGUACUCUUGUGGAACGACUACGCGACGGAUUAGCCUUAACAGAGGCAACUAGUUCAAACGUCACAACCGAUGAUGGAUCUGAUAGCGCUAACAGUUGCUGCCAUCUACGAGAUGUAUCAUCUUCGUCGCCAAGGAAGCUAAUGAAACAAAGUGCCCUGGAAUCUCCGCCGCAAGCAUUGGAUAAUGGCAACAGUUCCGGUGAUCUCGGUGGCGUUGUCGUUAGUAAUGUUAUUGCGCGACAUGAUGAAGAAAGUGAGCCGAUCAACGGUAGCACCAGCCGUGUCGGCAAUCAGUCUGCACAAAAGUAUACUAAACGGACGAAACUGUUCAGCGACAGCCAGAAGGAUACACGAGUGAAAUACGCUGGCUCGUGGGCGCCAGAAACUAGGGAUGAUGCAUCGGAAUUCGAAGAUCCAGAAAGCUCUUCAUGUCCCGAGAAGUCGAGCAGUCUUCGAAUAGGUGAUGAAUGCAUUUGUGACCGUUGCUCCGAAUGUGGGGCUAUCAAGGAGGAGUACACUGAUGAAGAAAUGGGUAUCAUGUUGAUAGCCCUUGGAACGUUCAUUCACCGAGAACCGUCUCUCGGGGCGCCGUUCUUACCAGAGAUUUUGACCAUCGUUUCAAGAAUUUCGUUGCAUCCUACUUUUCCGUGGCGCUGCGAAAGCCUCACUCAUUUGCCAGGCGGGUCACAAUCGGUAGCUCAUCAAUUUAUACGGUGUGUCUUGCACCAACUGGCUCCAAAUGGUGUUUUUUAUCAAGUAUUUCUGUCUCAAAAAGAUGAAACAACCCGCAAGCGGUUUUACCGCAGUGUGUCAAACAGUUUGAAUGAUUUUUCCGAGCUGAACCCAACCAGCCCCAUCCAAAUGCUCGCGGAAACUCUGAACGCCAAGAAAACGCUCCCGAUCGAUCUACUGCCUGUUAUCUUUCGAAACCUAGCCGAGUAUCUGCAGUGUGUUCCGAUAGACUGCAUAGCUGGCAGUGUAUGGUCACCAGUAAUUCAAGCAGUGGACAGUUUACUACGUCGCGUAAUACUGAUAUUGGGAAGCAUAAGCGGUUCGGAGCAUUUACUUGAUAUCAUGGUGGCCCUGUUGAAGGUGCCGCAACUAUCGAAGAAUAUAUUGGAACCCUUUUCGAAAAUAAUCAGCUACGCCAUACAAAACCUACAUUUGACACAAAAAGUGUUAGUCGAAAUAUGCAGUUUAAGCGGACGAGCCUUUGCGAAGGAACGCGACAAGCUGUACCUAGGACGUCAGAUAGUGUUUGACCUCGUGCAGGCAUUGAAAUUCAAAACCAACGUACCGGAUAGCAACUUGCUACUUCUGGUAGGAUUCCUGCUGCAAGACGCUGGAGGUAUUUUGCCACCGGGCAUCAUUGGAGACAUCUCCUGCGGGGACUCGCUCGUACACAUAAACUGCAACAUUUCAGAGUGUAUGCGGCAGCCCUACCUGAAUGAUAUACUCGAAUUUUUGGCCGAUUUUCAUACACUAAGUAAAAUAAAGAACUUGAAGGCAUCUAGUACCACACCUGGAUUAUGCGAAGAUACUAUCGGCGGAGUACUGAAAGGAGCGAUCGCGCAGUAUCUCGCACUAGAAAUGUCUCGUGGGAAUUCAAAGGAUAGUCGAACAGUUUCAAAGUAUUUACCUUGGUUGAACAAUGCUCCAUCAUCACUGCAACAAGGGCCAAAGGAAUUUACCGAAUGCGUUGGCCAUAUGCGAUUACUAUCCUGGUUGUUAAUGGGUUCGCUCAUGCACACGGCACUGGUCGUACGUCGUAUAGGCACCGGUACGGCGGCACCGCAUCAAACUCAUUUACGGAACAGUAUCCUCAUCAUACAACCCGUGCCACAAGAAGCCAGCUGUCACAUUGCUGAUCAUGUACAAGUGAUUUUUGCUGGGUUUGCCGAACAGUCAAAGACCUCGGUUCUACACAUGUCGUCCUUAUUUCACGCAUUCACUCUGUGCCAAUUAUGGACGGUUUAUCUGGAACAAGUGGCUAGUUUGGCUGCAAUUUCAUCCGAAGCGUACAACACGACGCUAAGUGUGCUGUUCGAGUUUUGGGCUAAGGUAACACCGUGCAUCUUGCAGCUGAUAUCCCACUCAAAGCUUUCCGAGAGUGUAAACUUACACUUUUUGGGUUUACUUGAGUCGCUGAAGGAAACCAGAUCUACCAUUUUGGCCAAAUUAUUGCCUCUUUGGACGCCCGUAUUGUCCUCGAAUACACAACUAUCAGGAACGCUUCACGUUCGUCUGCAAAACUGCCGUGAUGCUGUGCCAAAUGUUGAGGAGCAAGAUUUUCAUGCGUCAGAAGCACUGUUGAAGUGGUUGCAGCGCCUUCAAUUUAAAAUGGGACAGAUAGAGCUGCAAUCUUCUACGGCGACACAAUUUUACUCCAUUUAAAAACAAACGUUGACGUUACAUUUUAUAUCUGUUAUAACGUUGCAACAUACACGAUAUAACAAUAUUUGUUAUCUAUAGAGAAGCAUCAAUGAUAUAGCAGAUGCAUAUCAUCAAUGAUAUAACUUUCCCUGCUGAAAGUUUAGCACGAAGAACAACGUUUUAAUGUUAAACAGUGAAUUUGCAGCAGUUCGGCGUAAUGUGUAGGCUGCGUAUAAUUAGAAAAUAAUAACAGAUAACAACAAUAAACACUCAAAUACAUAUGAGGCAUGAAACAUUGUGAAUUAUACCUAAUAAAUUUAGAAUCUUUCAAAGUUAUUGGAGUAGGGAGGUUUAAGAGAACAUUUAGUAAAAAAAUGUUGAUGUGUGUAUUGAUACAGUGUUUAAAAUAAAAAAAAAACAAAAAUU